UGGAAACACUCACAGCUCACGAGUGUUUAACGAAGCAAAGCAACAGAAAAGAGAAGAAACUUUACUCGAAGCGAGACUUAGAAGCACUCGUCUUGCAGGGUCAGCAGGACAUUUAUUGGACAAUUUGGAUUACAAAUUUUCUCUGGAUAAAUAUUGUAUGCAGAAUGUUUUUGCAUGAAUGGAUAUAAUCGACUGAUACUGUUAAUUUUACGCCUGGCAGUAGCUCAUUCGUGAGCUCUUACAGUAUCAGUUUCCGGAUACCAGUGUCAGAAAAGACUCGCUGUGGAAACAAUCUUGGGAUUUUCCAUUAUUCCCUCAUUCACAGUUAUUUGCUGUUCUUGAAUUGAUUCGUCCAGCACUUGAGUAAUUUAUCAAGAAAGCGUUUUACCGACGAUGAACUUACGCAGGUAACCAGGGUGAGCUGCCUACCGAGCGAGUGAAGUCGAACACUGCGCUCGGGUUCAUCGAGGUCACUUCCUGAUGAUGACAGUAAACAUGGGUCCCACCACACAGAGUGUCUCCUCACUCACACACACACAAACAGAUGAGGGUUUUCCCACUGGUCCUGGACAACACCGAAACUCACAAGAUGAGGUCGAGGCGCUCAACUCCAUCAUGAAGGACCUGGCUGCACUGGGUCGUCGCUGUGCUCAGCUAAACAGCAGCAAGCCGAAGAACAAGUCCCUGCUCUUUAAACAGGACUUGAGGGUGAAGCUGGAGCACGAGCGAGAGAAACGGAUUCUUCCCUUUCAGAGGCCACUGAAGUUCAAAGAACUCUUGCAGAAGGUGACCGAUGCCUUCGGACAGCAAAUGGACUUGUUCUAUGCCGACAAAGAGCUCCUUCUCCCUCUGAAGUGCCAAGAGGACCUGGAUAAAGCAGUGCAGAGCCUUGACUGCAGUCCCACAGUUAACAGCCUUUUGAGAGUAAUCCUCAAAAACCCCAAGAGCACCCAGCAGUACCUACAGGUCAAUGGCAGAGUUGAUAAACACAGUGAGAUGAGGUCUUCCAAGUCCUUGGGAGACCUGAAGGGCUCCCUGUUAAAAGGCUCUGAGAGGGUGCGCAAACACUCCACGGGCUCCCUGCACACCGGCCGUACCUCACCUCCUCCGGGCAGUGUCCCUGAGGAGCAGCAGCAGAUCGCACGGCAGGGCUCCUACACCAGCAUCCACAGCGAGGGGGAGUUCAUCCCCGAGACCCUGGACCAAAACAUGAUGGAACCCUUUGGAAGUGCGGAGGACUCUCUGUCCAGCAGCUGUCAAUCACUGAACCAAUCAUUGGACAGCCCUCCAUUUUCCCAGGCCAACAGGGACAACAAUUACCUGAACCUCAACUACGAGUACAACGGUCGACACAGUAAAGGCGGGACCUUCCCCCGGCAGUUUCAUAUGUCAAGUCGCAGCAAAGACUACAACGACGGUCGCAGGACAUUCCCUCGUAGCUUCAUGCCACAGGAGAACCUGUUCCAGCUGGUGCCCUCCAGCCGAACGCGUAGCUACAAUGGGGACAGCACCCUGCAGUACGGCGAGCUGUGUUCCCUGGGCUGGACACCGAACAAGAGCGCCAAACUCAGCUCCCCUAAGUCCCCUCAGGCGCCAGUGAACUGGAGGCUGGGAAAGCUUUUAGGGCGAGGCGCGUUCGGGGAGGUCUACCUCUGCUAUGACGCUGACACUGGCCGGGAACUGGCCGCCAAACAGGUGCCCUUUGACCCGGAAUGCAAGGAGACCAGCAAGGAAGUGAACGCUCUGGAGUGUGAGAUUCAGCUGUUGAAGAACUUGCGACACGAGCGCAUCGUGCAGUACUACGGCUGUCUGCGAGACCCCGAGCUCAAGAAGCUCUCCAUCUUUGUGGAGUUCAUGGCAGGGGGCUCUAUAAAAGACCAGCUGAAAGCUUAUGGAGCCCUCACAGAGAAGGUGACGCGGAGAUACACAAGGCAGAUUUUACAGGGAGUGUUCUAUCUCCACAGCAACAUGAUCGUGCACAGAGACAUCAAAGGUGCUAAUAUCCUAAGGGAUUCCUCUGGGAAUGUGAAGCUUGGAGAUUUUGGUGCCAGCAAGCGCAUCCAGACCAUCUGCAUGUCUGGGACAGGGAUCAAAUCGGUCACUGGCACCCCCUACUGGAUGAGCCCAGAAGUGAUCAGUGGAGAGGGAUAUGGACGGAAAGCUGAUGUCUGGAGCGUGGCCUGCACGGUGGUGGAGAUGCUGACGCAGAAGCCUCCGUGGGCCGAGUUCGAGGCCAUGGCGGCCAUCUUCAAGAUCGCCACGCAGCCCACCAAACCCGCCCUUCCGGAGGGCGUGUCCGACUCUUGCCGGGACUUCGUGCGGCAGGUGUUCGUGGAGGAGAAGCGGCGGCCCACAGCCGAGGGGCUGCUGAGUCACCCCUUUGUCCAGGGGGUCUUCUAAUUCCCCUUCCCCCCAGCAUUGUGUUGCCCCCCUCAGCACUCCUUACCUUCUGAAUGACAGUCACCGCUCUGCCUUCCGGAGUAUCCUGGCCCCGCCGCCCUCAACAGCCGCUCUGUCAGCAUCGAGAGCACCGCCAAACCGCAAUGCUGUCGAACGCAGGCCGACGUGGAACCUUCAGCAGUCCUACCGGGGCUGAACCCUGACUGGGAUGUUUGUGUUCCCACACCAAAAAACAACAACCGCCAGCUGUUACGUAUACUGGGAGUAACACCAGGGUUAGGAUUUAGCCAGAACGCUAGCCCUGUGUUGUUAUGGGACCGCAGGAAGACACUUGAGAAGUGGGCCUCACAUGAAAUAGAAAUGUUGUUCUCAAACAGUCUGAAAAAUCCACCCUGUAUGAAUACAGAUUAAGCACAGCUUUUCUGUUUUUGCCAACACUUGUUAGAACUGUAAACGCCAACCAAAAUCCCUUGUUAUUUCUCAGUCACCUCCAGGUUUUUGACUUGAUUACAUUGGUUGCAAAAUAACCACAAGAUUAUGUUGUAUGGAUAGAAUGUGCUUCAGAGAAAUUCAUUUAUUAUUAUUAAUGAUGGAGCAUUUUUUGUCCAAUGUCUUCAGUGAGCCAGUCUGUGUGUGCUCCAUGCAACGACAUUAUUCAAAGCACUCCCACGAAUUACUAAGGCUUAUAUAAUGGUAUACAUAUAGGAUAACAAUGUAAUUAUCCCACCCCAACAUGCAGACAAUUAUCUUGCACUUUUUUGUCAUGAUCACGGACAGUAAAUAUCUUCGAUUUCAAAUGUACAAAUUAGAGUAUUAUUUUUUUUUAUAAAAAAUACAUUUUUAUAAUUUUUAUAAUGUAAAAAUCUUCAUCUUUUGGUUUGUUGUGUUUACAGAAAGAAGCAAACUUCUUUCAUUGUUUUGAUAGGUUGGAUGGUGUAUACUAAACAUAAGCAAUACUCCAUUGAGAAUUGGUAGAUGUGUGUGAAUUAGACUUGUUCAGUCGGAUCAAAGUGCGUAUUCUCCAGCUUCAUAGAUAUGACCAAAGAUUGUAAAUAAAUCCCAUUUUAAGGGUAAGGAAGUCAGUACGUUUUACAUUGUGAGUGGUGAUGCUCAUUGUAGCACACAUCAAUGCUGUCAUUUGGUUACUCCUAAAUUAGAAAAUAAACAUUUCAUGAUAGCUGAAACCAGCUUUUUGUGCUUAAAUUUGGUGUGUCCAACAAGUAUGUUGUCUAGUUGUACAAAGCUAACUUGAUCUGCCGAACUGUUUAGCCCAAAGCUGUAUUUCUACAGAUACACCUUAGUUGUUUGUACCAUUCUAAUCCAACUGAAUACGGUACCUUGCAGCGCUACUGACCUCAUAAAAGCUUUAAAAAUCUUUUUUUUCCAUACUGCAUAGAUCCAGAUAAUAUCAUAUUUAUUUGUAAAUGAGUGAUGUUUGCUCAUUAUCCUAUAAUGGAGGACAGUAUUCCGGUGGUUAUGCUUUUGGCUUCUACUAUGCUACCCUAAAAUAGCACGGCAAAUUAUGCAGUUAUGUUCAUUUUCAACAUGCUUGGUUGGGAAAAUAUGUCCUGUGGGAACCAUAGAAAAUAUAUCAUGACAAAGACUGCCGUCUUGUUAUGAGUAAUUACUUAGAUAAUGUCUGGACGUGGUAUUUUAUGUAGACUAAACAUAUGUGUGUCUCAUUGACUACCUUGAGGCCAGCUUACUGUGAAAUCUGGGGUUGGCCAAGACUCUGUCAGCCUGGGUCACUUUGCUGUGGAAUGCCUCCAGCUUGACUCUGGUACAGAAUUGCAACUGAGGUAGAUCAGUGGGAAUGCAGUUAUGGGCUUCCAAUACAGUUAACACAGCUAAUGCUCCACUUGGAUAGUCAAAAUAUCAGAAAUUGAAAGCAAAUGCAUUCGUCCUUUUCCGUAAACACUGAAGGUACGCCAAUGAGCACAACCACACAUUCAGAAGCAGUCAGGUAGUUGAAAGCACAAUGUUUCAGAGAUCCUGAUGGGAUGUACAGUAUAAAGGUAGUGCUCCAUUGCGUAAUUGUACCCAAUACCUUAAGUGUAGUCUUUUACUUGCUGAACUAACCCCAGAAAUGUUACCGAGGAUUCAGGAAUGAGCCUCUCAAGACAAGGGUUCUGUGGGACCCAAUGUGGGGUCCUUUCCAAACUGUGGGAUCCAAUGUGGGAUCCUUUGAUUUGAGGGUGAGGUAACCUGAAAAACUUUUGGGGAAAAGUUCUACAUUUUUGUCUCUAUAAAAUAUGUGAAUGUAGGCUACUAUUGCUACUAUAUGUCAAACAUCACAACAACCCAACUACAGAGGCACAAGAGGUUGUGGUAUAUCACCAGUAUAGUCAUGGCCAAAUGGUGUUGUUAGCAUGAGGUGUGUGUGGGUGGGGUGUUGGAGCCACACAAAUUUGUGAACAUUGUUUUGGGAAAAAGUUUGGGAAUCUCUGCUUUAAGGUGCCCACAGUGCCAAGCUGUGUUUUAAAGGCUCUUAUACUGUUGUCUCAUAAUUAAACCUUUCAUGGACUUCUUGUUGUGGAUAAUGCUUUUAAUGGCAUUGCGGGCAAGUGCCAUUUUGCAGCUAAGCACUGUUCAACAGAGUUUGAUGAACAAAUAGGUGACACCACCAAGGCUUUCAAAACAUUGAAGCUGAAUAAAUCAGUGUUGUUUUCAAUCUGUAAAAAAGUAUGUGCAACAUAGUUACCACAAAAUGUUUUGAAUGGUGAAAAAAUCUGUAUUGUAAUAUGUAAUCAGUGCCUUCUCCAAUUAUGCUUUUCAGGGAACAAUCAGUUCACUGAAUUAGUUCAGUGUUGAAAAGCAUUCAUUGUUUGAGUGUCAAUUCUGUUCUGUAUCCAAAAUUAAGUACAGAGCUUGGAUCUGUACAGUAUAGUGGUUAGGUUUGCUUAGCCAAAGUACUUUUCAUGAAAACGAUUGUAUAGAAAAUACAUAUUAUACUGCACUUUUGAAAAUUAGACAUUUUAUAUAAAAAUAUAUUGUGAUCUGGACUGGGUCAACUUAUUUGAAAAAAAAGAAAAAAAAAGAAGAAGAAGUUUGGUAUGAUUAUCUAAUAGGCUUCGACUGAGGCUUAGAAUGGUGUUCAUUGGCCUUUAUGACAAAGCCUGGCAACAUGUACCCUGUAAUUGAUUCAUGUACAUGUAAGAGCAUAAAGUAAAUGUUUUUUAAGACCA
Conger conger (European conger) is the source of this 5585-nucleotide messenger RNA. RefSeq names its product mitogen-activated protein kinase kinase kinase 22 (gene map3k22). Lineage: Eukaryota; Metazoa; Chordata; Actinopteri; Anguilliformes; Congridae. The transcript has 19 exons. Bases 481 to 2400 code for a protein of 639 amino acids. Gene Ontology annotation, biological process: protein phosphorylation. The record is from RefSeq and is a predicted model, not a curated record. Gene Ontology annotation, molecular function: protein kinase activity; protein binding; ATP binding.